This is a messenger RNA of Hirsutella rhossiliensis, 1029 nucleotides long. RefSeq lists its product as uncharacterized. Lineage: Eukaryota; Fungi; Ascomycota; Sordariomycetes; Hypocreales; Ophiocordycipitaceae. The record is from RefSeq and is a predicted model, not a curated record. The transcript is spliced from 3 exons. The coding region runs from base 1 to 1029 and encodes 342 amino acids.
AUGGCAAACCACCGAGCGCGGGCACAGUUCGACCGCGCCAAGUGGCGCCUCGCCCUCCUCCUCCCCCUCUGGGCCCUGCAGCUGGUGCUGGCCAUGGCCAUGACGGGGCUCUUUGCCUGGCGGCUGGGCGACUCGGUCAAGAACCACCCAGAGAGGGAGGCCACGGGGGGGACGCCGACGGUCGAGUUUGCCUGGGAAGCCGCCAACAUCGCCCUGUCCUUUGUCGCCGCCUGCUGCACCUUGUUCGAGAUGGCCAAGCUCAUGGCCGAGUCGCUGACGCCCUGGACCAUGCUCUUCACCCACGUCGUUAAGCUGGCCUGCGCGCUGGCCAUCCUCGCCCUCGACAUCACCGUCUACGUCGUGCGUGCCGAAGCGCACUACUCCAUCGUCGGGCUCGGCCUUGACGCCGCCUUGAUAGUCACGGCCGUCGUGCUGGCCGUAUAUGCCAUCGUCAUCUAUCGCCGCCUCUCGGCCUACGACGACUACGUCCGCCCCGUAAACUUCAAAGGCUACGGCUUCAACGACGAAGACGACUUUUCCUACUCGAGCCGCCACAGCAUCCUGAGCUCCUCUGACAAGCGGCCGUCGCUUGCCUCGAUCCGCCACAGCAUCCACGCUGCCGCCCCGGAGCCGGCAGACCCCGAGGGCGCGGAGCAGACGGCUUCCCACGGCGGCAUCUACAGCCACCAGCGUGACACGCAGUUUGACGACUACGUGGCCCGCCGCAACGGCCGGAGGCUCAGUCUCGAUGCGGCCAGCUCGGCCGAGGCGAAGUCAAGUACGCCCUCGAUCAAAACGAGGCCCCGGGGCCCGAGCUACACCAGCGAUCACGUCCUCGUCGCCGUUCCGGAGGAGGGUGCGGAAUGCCUCGACGGCUGUUCCGCACAACAGCAGAUGCGUCAGGCGGAUCGGCAGGCCUUGUUGGAAUCCAGCCAAGGGACAAGCAGAGAUGACCAAGCUGGCGGCAUCAGCCGGCGAACCGAGUCACAAGAGACGGAGACGACGGCGCCGCGGCUUCUACAAAGGUAA